GUCCGAUGGGGCACACAAAGAAGAAAUUGCGGAAGUCCGUCUUCCAAACAGAUUCCUUUUGGGCAUACCAAAGCCAACUAGAUCGUUUCUUACCAUUAGAACGAGGUCAAUCUUGGCCUGACUAUUACUCAAUACGAUAAUGGGCACCAGAGAUGACGAGUAUGAUUAUUUGUUCAAAGUGGUCCUUAUUGGUGACUCGGGUGUGGGAAAGAGUAACCUGCUAUCACGUUUCACUCGCAAUGAGUUCAACCUGGAAAGUAAGAGUACCAUUGGAGUCGAAUUCGCCACACGCAGCAUUCAGGUGGAUGGGAAAACGGUGAAGGCCCAGAUCUGGGAUACAGCUGGACAGGAGCGCUACCGUGCCAUCACUUCAGCGUACUACCGCGGUGCAGUCGGCGCUCUCCUGGUCUAUGACAUUGCCAAGCAUCUGACUUACGAGAAUGUGGAGCGCUGGCUGAAGGAGCUGAGAGAUCACGCUGACAGCAACAUCGUUAUCAUGCUGGUGGGCAACAAGAGCGACCUGCGCCACCUCCGGGCUGUUCCAACCGACGAGGCCCGGGCUUUUGCUGAGAAAAACGGUUUAUCUUUUCUGGAGACAUCAGCUCUGGAUUCCACUAAUGUUGAGACUGCCUUCCAGACCAUUCUCACAGAGAUCUACCGCAUCGUGUCCCAAAAGCAGAUGUCGGAGCGGCAGGAGAGUGACAUGUCUCCCAGCAACAAUGUGGUCAACAUCCAAGUGCAGCCCACUGAGAACAAACCAAAGAUGCAGUGCUGUCAGAACAUCUAGCUUGGCCCUGGCACUUCCCACCCCCUGCUUCCAAAACCUCAAUCCCGUCCCCCUUCUUCCAUUCUCCAUAGUCCCUUCAGGGCUCCAGGGCUGAACUCGCCACUACUUUUAACCGAUCUGUCACCCUCAUUCACAUCCCCUCAACCCCAACUCCGCCCACCCACCCGUUAAUAUGUCUCAGUACAGUAUAGAAAGUUACAGCGUGAGACUCCUUCCUCGCCCCAAGCUGAGCCACUCUGUCUGUAGGCUCAUAAGGACGGAAGGCUGCAGCCAUUUCAUAUCACUUUAGAUUUCAUUCCUGUUGUUGCGCUGACAUGUCACACACACCAAAAAAAUGUCUUAAUAUAUAUAUGAAUGUGAUUUCUUUCCCUCUCAUGUCUUUAUACUUUGUGCCCCUCUUGAUUUUUUGGAUCUUUUUGUCUAUUGUAUCAAAUAUCAACUCCUCGUAUAUAUAUGAAUAUAAAGCACAUGGAAGUUGCUCUGAAGUUUAGUCCUCUUAAAUGAGCUCCUGUCAUUGUCUGCUCCCCUCUUUGCCACUUAGCGCAAUGUACCAUUUAAGAAACCACAUGCAGGAGUGUCAUGACUUUUGAUCCCAUUGCUGUGAACAUGACGCUAGUGAAAUGUAGAGCCGUCAGUCCUGCUAAUGCUGUGGAGAGGACGGGCUCGCCUCAAGCGUGUGGCCUCCUCAUGGGCCGGCCGUUACCAUCUCGUUUACAAAAGAAAGCAGGUUGGGGGUAGCUUUGCAUGUCUUUGAAAAGAUGGCCAUAUGCUGUGCUGCAUGUUUUAUUCGGCGAGAGACUCUGGGCUUUGCUGUGGAACGUGGCAGUCGCCUAGAAGGUGCGCCACCUUGAAAGUGCAACAUGUUCAUCGGUUGUCCUUCGUCAUAGAGGCACUCAUACUUGUGGGGUAGGGAACUUCUGCUUCGCGUUGAGGAACAGAGCUUACAUCGGUCUCACAAUUAACAACUAUGCAGGAACGAGCGCGCAGCUGUCCCGAUGUGUUUUUCUUGGUGCACAAGUUGAAAGCUUUUAAUUGACAUUGAGAGAAGCUAGCGACAUUUCUCCGUGGUUCUCGAUGCAUGUGACCACUGUUUGACUUUUGCUUGGUUAACCUUAUAAUUGUUUUUGUAUUUUUGUUUUUUUUUGCACUGAACAUUAUUAGCUAGCCUAAAGCCUAAGCCUAGGCUAGUUUUCACAUCAUUUCUCUCAGAAGAAAUGUUUUGGGUUUUUUUUUUUUGGAGGGGAAGGGGGCCGUGGGGGGGGGGUGUAACUCCACAUCUGAGUCUUAACAACUUAAUCCUGAAUUGCUUGGUCAAAAAUAGUCCCGGUCAAAGAGUUUGAGUACAUGAAGUCAAUGAUGCUUAACGGAAAUGAUAUGAGGAUUCAUCCACUUUCUUGGCUGUUGUUUUCUGGUCACAGUGCCUCCUUCACCAUUCACCUUUGCACCCCCCUCCUCUAACACUCUCAUAAGUGGUCCGUCCUGUCAAGGAAUUUUCCCUGUCACAUGAAGCCUACUUUACACCAAGCUGCCUCGGACUUAAACACAAUGCAUGGCUUUUUGGUGGGACUCCACGUUAACCGCAUUUGGUUGCUGACAUCAAUGUCCAUCAAAUCAGCUUUGGUGUAUGAGGAUGACAAGCUGAGAAGUGUCACUCCAGUACUUCAGAGUGUUCAUUCAGCUUCUAGUCAUGUCCAACGUUGUGAUGGGUGUGGCAGGCAUAUGCACGACCCGCACUUGGUGGAUGUGUACGUGUGUGUGUGUGUGUCGAGGCAGAGAAUGGAUGGAUGGGUAGUUCUGGAGUGUCUGAGCCUGGCUGGCAGUACCAAUGGCGUUUCCUCGAACAGACGGCGCCGCCAACCAAGCGUCUCCAUAAUCGUAGAAUGGCAAUCUAAUGAUGAGUCAAGGUAAUUUCUUUCAGAAAAAAAAAAUCAUAAUCCAUUGUUUUGUGUCUUUUGAUUCAGUCUUUUUUUUUAUUUGUCAUUUUUUUAAUGUUUUGAAAUUCAUAAACUGACUGUAAUUCCAGUGUAAGAGUGAAAUGAUGUCAUUUCAAUUAUUAUGAAGGGUUAAAUGUGAUAGGGGGCUCGUAAUGGUUUUAUGUUUUGUACAGAUUGAUAAAAUUGUACAAUUGUGUUUAUCUUAAGUUAUCAGCUCAUCGUAAUAAAGCGCACCAGUCAUAAA
Messenger RNA from Hippocampus zosterae (dwarf seahorse), 2965 nucleotides. RefSeq names its product ras-related protein Rab-11A. Bases 140 to 787 code for a protein of 215 amino acids. Lineage: Eukaryota; Metazoa; Chordata; Actinopteri; Syngnathiformes; Syngnathidae. Gene Ontology annotation, cellular component: axon; transport vesicle; postsynaptic recycling endosome. Gene Ontology annotation, molecular function: GTPase activity; GTP binding. The record is from RefSeq and is a predicted model, not a curated record. Gene Ontology annotation, biological process: exocytosis; melanosome transport; neurotransmitter receptor transport, endosome to postsynaptic membrane. The transcript is spliced from 5 exons.